This is a messenger RNA of Solea senegalensis (Senegalese sole), 5732 nucleotides long. RefSeq names its product regulator of G protein signaling 3a (gene rgs3a). Bases 510 to 3716 code for a protein of 1068 amino acids. Gene Ontology annotation, biological process: signal transduction. The transcript is spliced from 17 exons. Lineage: Eukaryota; Metazoa; Chordata; Actinopteri; Pleuronectiformes; Soleidae. Gene Ontology annotation, molecular function: protein binding. The record is from RefSeq and is a predicted model, not a curated record. Gene Ontology annotation, cellular component: nucleus; plasma membrane.
GUUCCCAUGAGUGCCCCAACCAGGAGCUACAGUGUGGCCUGAGCAGGCUGAGCCAGCGCCAGUCUCGCCUACAUGACGCCGCCACACACUGGAACACAGCUGAUCUCAGGCAACAGAGGAGCAAGAAGCUGGACACUGUCAUACAGGACAAAGUAACUGCAUGAAGAAAGGAGGAGGAGGAGGAGGAUGAAAACACAAAAGAAGGAUUGAUUGUUGUGGUGUUCCAACAAACUGAAGACAUGAAGCUGUGGAAAAAAUGGGAAAAUGUAUUGAGGACUUGCUACUGAGGAACCUUGAAUGUAUAGGAGUGCAGCUGGAGUUCAGCAUUGAAUGUGGAAUCAUUUGAGGAAAGCUGAUGUAGAGUGACAGUCAAGUCUCCAAGGACUGUUUUUGUUACACUCGACCGGUUCCUGUUUUCCAGCAGGGUGAGGAACACUAUUGCUAUCUGCCGCCAUCUGUGCCGGACUGCACUAGACACUACAAGACAAAAGUCACUUCCCACUGUUGCGAUGAUCCAUAACACCCUGAAGCCUUCCCAACCGCUGGAGCACAGCCCCAGGAGCACGCACUCGGCGGCGCAAAGGCGGCUGUGGAGAUACUCGGGCUGCAGAGCGGCUGGCCAGCUGGAGAGUCAACGUCGCAGCGUUUGUGUGUUAACUGCAGACUUGAACGCCGGAGAAGGAGGGAGAGGAGGAGGAGGUGGUGGAGGUGUGAUACACACCAUCCAUGGGCUGUGCCACCUGUGCAUCAGAUGUAUGCUGCCACAGGUGACCAUCCUUCGAGGAAAGGAUGGAUAUGGCUUCACCAUCUGCUCGGACUCUCCUGUGAGGGUACAGGCUGUUGAUCCAGGUGGACCAGCCGAUCAAGCAGGUCUGCAACAGUUGGACACUCUCCUACAGCUAAAUGGUCAACCAGUGGAGCAGUGGAAAUGUGCAGACCUGGCCCAUGCUAUCAGAAACAGCGCCAAUGAAAUCAAAGUGGUGGUGUGGCGCACCGGUCCCUCGGCGAAGCCCAAUUUUGAGGGCCUCAUUCACCGGCCCUCCUACAAGCCCUCCGUCUCAAACUAUGACACCCCCUCACCCCCAACCCGCAGGCGUAUACCAGAUGUCGGCCCCAGCAAAACACCACCAGCUGUGCCGCCUCUCCCCGCUCACCACCGUGCCACUGCGACCCGCAGGCUGCUGGUCAACGGCUCUGAACCUGGAAAUAGCAGUGUAGGCCUGGGGACGCUUGCAUGGGGGGCUCAGGGCGGCUCAGCGGAGGAACUGGACGGGAAGCCGCGGCACCUCCACCACCCUCACACUGCCACACUGAAGGGCACCAGGGUCAAGGCGUCCAACGGGGACAACUACAUCAUCCUGGCACCCAUCAACACUGGAAGCCAGAUCUUAAGGCCUGUUUACCAAGACAACCAGGGAACAUUAGCUGCCAGGCUGUACACCACACGACAGUCUUCUAGCCCACAACCCCAGGGUGGCGGUGGUGGAGGAGGAGGAGGAGGAGGAGGAGGAGGCAGCGGCGGAGGUGGCGGUGGUGGGGGGUUUUCCAGUCGCACAGGCUUCCUAAGACGGUCCAACAACUCCAAGACAACAAAAUCGUCUUCCACCUCCACUAACUCAAACUACCAGCAGCAGCAGCAGCAGCAGAGCGCCAACUUUGCCAAUUACCAGAACUGUACUAUCGUCCGCUCACACACACCACAUGGAAAUUACGGCUACGUCAAAGUGGCACCCAAGAUCCUUAUCUUCCCCAUCUUCGUUCAGCCUCUUGACCUGUGCAGCCGAACACUCAUCAUAUCUGAGGAGAUGAUACUCCACGAGAGCAAGCACCACUCUCUCAAAGUUACAGUGUUUGUCUACAGCGACCUGAUGCUGGUGACAAGAGAGGAUGAACCGGGCAGGUGUAACGUCCUUCAGAGUCCUCUGUACCUCAGACAGCUCCGGCUUCAGGAUGAUUACCUUGAAGAGCUGAGAUUCUACCUUAUUCACAUGACCGAGAAGUGUGACUGCCUGCUGAGCCUGGAAGCCUAUUCUGCAGACCAGAAGCGCCGAGUGUGUCAGUGCCUGAAGGACAACAUAGACAAGCAGCUCCAGCUUCAGAGGAGGGAGCCUACCGUUCCACAUUUUGAGCAGAUGUUGGAGCCUAAGGUGGAUGCCCCUUCAUGUGAGCUGGGCGGAGUGGGAGGAGAUCGAGGAGGCGUUUGCCUGGACCUUCCUCCCCGCAGCUCGGAAGGCGAGGAAAGCAGUAUCUAUCCUUCAAGCCCCUCAGAGCCCCCAACCCUUGGCAGUCCUCACCCGUCAGAGCCCCUCACUCCAUUAGAUGAUAUCUAUAUGCCCCUCAGUAGUCUGGUGGGAUCUGAGGAGCGACAUAAAGUACCUCCCACACCACCUCCAUCUACUGAAGGUGAGGAUUGCAAGAGCAUGGAGGGAAAUGAGAUGGAGUUCUGGAGAGAGGUGAAGAAUGGACACAUGAAAGCGGAAGAAGAGCAGGAGGAAGAUGGAGCCAGUAGAAGGAGUGUUGUAAGUGAGGGGGGAGAGAAAGAAGGAGGAGAGGAUGAUGGAGAGAUGACUGAAGAGGAGGUCCACCUAAAUUUGAUGGUGUCAAACCCAGAUGAUGACAACGCCUCAGAGCCACCAGACACCAACGCUCCUCCUUCCUCCUCCUCAUCUUCAUUUGUCAUCCCUGAGCUGCGCCUCGAUCGCUCCUUUAGCGCCGACGCCCUCUCCUCACCCAACACCGACGACGAAGAUUAUGACGAAGACGACGAGGACGAGUCUGAAGAGGAGGACGAUGAAGGUGACAGUGACGAUGCCUACCUGCAGCGCAGUGACAGCAAGCGGCGCAGCAUGGUGGAAGGGGCCACCUGUGAGAAACAUGGAGCAGGGGGGCUCAGGGUGCAGAACUCCCUCCGCCGACGCACCCACAGUGAAGGGAGCCUCCUGCAGGAUCCGCGCACGCCCUGCUUCACCUCCGACAACGCCAUCAACUGCCUGGAGGCAGGAGCGCACCACAAGGGCGGCUGGACACUGCCGUCACCCAAAACCCUGAAGAAAGAGCUGACCAAGAACGGAGGCUCGAUGCAUCAGCUGUGCAUGCUGUUCGCUGGGAGGAAGCUGAGCUCCGGAUCCCCCUGCAGCUGUGAGGUCGGCGCCGACGGCUCAAAGAAGAAGAAAUCCAAGAAUCUGGCCAAAGACAUGAAGAAUCGACUGGCUUUCCUGCGGAGGAGGAAUGAAUCCCCAGGAAGCAACCCAGCCAGCAAGCUAGACAAGACUAUGAAGUCAGUCAAGCCCACCCCAGAGGAAGCGCUGAAAUGGGGGGACUCACUUGACAAGCUGCUGGCUCACAAAUAUGGUCUGGCAGCGUUCAGAGCUUUCCUGCGCACGGAGUUCAGCGAGGAGAAUCUGGAAUUCUGGCUCGCAUGCGAGGAAUAUAAGAAGAUCAAGUCACAGUCCAAGAUGGCCUCAAAAGCCAAGAAAAUCUUUGCAGAAUACAUCGCCAUCCAGUCUUGUAAAGAGGUGAAUCUGGACUCGUACACCCGAGACCACACCAAGGACAACCUGCAGAAUGUGACGCGCUCCUGCUUUGACCUAGCACAGAGGCGGAUAUACGGGCUGAUGGAGAAGGACUCAUAUCCCCGAUUUCUCCGCUCAGAACUCUACUUGGACUUAAUCAACCAAAAAAAGCCCAGCUCCACUUCGACGUCCUCUUCGUCAUAAGAGACGAGGAAGACAGAGAAGGACGGGAGAGAGAGAGAGAGAGAGAGAGAGAGGAAAAUUGGGGCAGACUUGAAAAAACAUAACGUGGGUGUGAGGGGUCUUAGUUUGCCUUUUUAAUACGUUUCUAUUUGUUUUUCUUUUUUGUCCUUUUUGUGUGCGUCGUCCACUGUUAUUUUAUUGUUGUUGUUUUUUAUGUCUGUGGUGUGACAUGACGUGGCUAAAGCUAUGGCACUGCAAAGGAAUGUAGUUUACACACUUACCAGGUGGAUGGAUGAGUGGAUGGACUGAUGAAUGCAUGAGUGGUAGUGACCAUAAAAAUGCAGAAGCCCCAUGAAUGAGGGCUCGGUGCAGGAGCUGGACGCUCGUCUCGAUUUCUGUUGCUUUUUUUAUUUUAGCGUCUCUCCUAAGGUCUGCGUUGUUUUUUUUGACGAGCUGUACUGGAGAAAAGGAGGGGUUACUCAAAAGAAGAGCAGACACACAGACAGUCAGGUACUGUUAUGUCAAACAUUUUCCUUUAUUUUCUUUUGAAAGUUCCACUUUAAACCCCCCUCCUUUUCCCACGUCCUAUGUGAAGCCACUUCUAAAGCUGUCGGUACGACACAAGGUCUUUUCUGCAACACUUGCUGUGAUGGAGAGAAGAAAAAAACAACAACAACAACAAAAAAAAACGUCCUCAGUCAUCUCUGUUCAAACUCUACACCCUCUCAAAGCUUCUGUAAACACCUCGUCAUCUUCAGUUCAUCGCAAGCCGGAGGAAAAGAUACUGUGAGCGUUCAGCAGAGACAGCGACGAGUCGACGAACAUGAAACACACGGGACUGGAGCUGUGAAGAGACACAGACGUGUGUGUGUGUGUCACAUGCACAUUAAAAGACAUUCAAAAUCAUAUUCGACGCCAGAGAUGGGGAAGAAAAACAACGACGACGACUUGAUUCAUGUCUCCAAAGACUGUUUACAACAAGGACUGAAAAUCUCGAGGGGCGGGGGAAGGAAAAGAUUCCACAUCGUAGCUCAUUCUGGACUAACGAGGACGUUUUCUCAGGACAUUGCUAUGACAGUCUCCACUUCUGGUUUAUCUUCUCAGCUGUUACUGUGUGUGUGUGUGUGUGCGUGUGUGUGUUUUUUUUCUACAAUGUUCCCCACCUGCACUCCGUAGUUCUCCAGAGCAAUACACGAGAGGUCGCUUGUGUCCCAGUCUCGGGCUCUGUGUUGUACAAAGGCUUCGCCUAUUUAUUUAGAUGAACUUUGCUGGAUACUUCAACAGAUACCCUCACCUCCUCCUCCUCCAAAGCACUCCGCUAAACACUCUCACUUUCCUCUUAACCACCAAACAGGUCCAAUGCUGUCCUGAACUUUAAGUGCAAUAUUUUUUUUUUGGAAUUUUAUUUUAUUAUUAUUUUCAUUUAUUUUGAAUUUUUAUGGGGCGGGGGAGAGAUGAACGGCUUAUGCUCUGUAUUAACUUUAUUUGUUAAGGAAAAAAAAUUAAAAUAAAUCAAUACUUAGAGGUUUAAGGUUGACUUACAACAUAAAAACUGUCAAGAACCAUAAGUAGGUAAAACUUUAAGCAAGUGAUUCCAAUUGUGUGUUAAACCCCCCCCUCCCAGCAGCAGGCAGCUGGGGGGAUGUCGUGGUUGUAAAUAUAAUUCUUUAAGAAAACUAUGUGAUAACACAUUAAAAAAAAAUAAAACAAAAAGCAAAAAUACUGAUAGGUCUCUGCUGGCGAGGAACGCGGGGGCCCAGCUGUGUAUCUAUGUAAAUAUGAGAGACUCAAAACUAUAAGAUGAAAUGUAUUGUUUAAAAAAUUAAAUAAAAUAAAACAUAAGGUGAGCAAGAGCAGGUACAAUCUGUUCUUUUCCCUGGUCAUACACUGCUUGUAAGGAGUUUUCUGAAAUGCAUUUUUAUCAUUUUCACUGUUUACAAUACAAAAAAAUGCAUCUCCUAUGGUAACAAGUGAGAACAAUAGAGUACAUUUGGUGUCAUUGCUAAUGAGAAAUAAACCAACCAACUGAUGAAGUUA